AUGAAGCUCUCUUUUCUAAAGGCACUGUUACCAGCCCUGGCCUUGGUCAUAGGCGGCUUCGCCCAAUGCCCAAAGCAAGUCACGACCUACUCUCCCAUUCUCUCCCCCGGCCCCAGCGACGUCCUGUUCACCUCUUGCGCAUCUGGUGCCGACGGUCCCCGUGUCUACCCCAUCAACUCAACCACUUUCGAUUGGUGGUACUUUGACGCUGUAUCUGAUGAUGGCGAACACGCCUUGACCGUCAUUUUCUUCACCUCUUCCUUUGUCGGAUUCAGCUUCGACUUGUUGAACGCAAUCGACCCUCUAAACGUCUAUGUCUUUUACAACAAUGGCGGCGAUGGUUUCUCGUUUCCUAUUUCCUCUACUUCUGUCACGAUCAAACUCGAUGGCGAUGGAGCUUCGGGUGAUUGGACCGGAUCUGGUGCCAGUUUCCAAGGAGCGGCAGACCUGAGUACCUACAAAGUCACCUUCAAGAAAACGUUGUUGAACCCAUCCGUAGAGGGCACCUUUACGUUGAAGUCUCGUGGCCCCGGUCACUAUGUUUGCGGUCCCCUUGAAGCUGGCCAGAACAUGAAGGUUCUUCCUAACGUCGGCUGGGUGAAUGUCAUGCCUGCCGCAGAUGCCGCAGUUGACGUGAAGAUCAAUGGGCAAAACAUCAAGUUUACUGGUAAUGGUUAUCAUGAUAAGAACUGGGGUGAUGCUCCCUUCUUGGCCUCGCUGAACGGCUGGUACUGGGGUCAUGCGACACUUGGCGACUACAACAUUGUCUUCUUCGACAUGCUCGAUAAAAACAACGUCGAGAAGGUGGGAGGCUACGUUUUGAAAGACGGAAAGGUUGUAGGAAAUACGUGCACCACGGGCCUUCGAGUCCGACCUGUCGGCACGCCGUAUCCACCAACUCUAGGCUCGACCAACCCAACACAGAUGACACUGAAUAUGACUCUGGACGACGGCACCGAGUUGGAUGCUCUUCUCACAGUGAAGCAAACCCAGAUUGACAUUGAACUCUACAGCAGGUGGAUUGGCUCGAUUGAGGGAACUGUCGGUGACUAUGCAGCUUCGGGCUCUGCCUUGUGGGAACAGUUCAAGGUUGCUUCAUAA
Messenger RNA from Fusarium proliferatum ET1, 1101 nucleotides. RefSeq lists its product as uncharacterized. The transcript has 3 exons. Bases 1 to 1101 code for a protein of 366 amino acids. The record is from RefSeq and is a predicted model, not a curated record. Lineage: Eukaryota; Fungi; Ascomycota; Sordariomycetes; Hypocreales; Nectriaceae.